AUGACUUGCAUGGUGAACGGGCAAAACUUCCCCAUGGGCCCAUUCGAACCGGUCGUCUGCCAGCAGGGAUACUACUGUCCACCGCCCGGAGUAGAAAAGAUCCAAUGCCCAAAGGGCACGUAUUGCCAACCGGGCGCCACCAGCCCGACGCCAUGCCUCACCGGCAGUCGCUGCGAAGCGGGUGCGACAUACGAGCUGUUCCUCGUUCCCCUGCUUGUGCUCAUCCUCGUCGACGUCUUGGUAAUCAUGGGCAUCAUCGUGCACGCGUUGCGCAAGAGGGUGAAAGAUUACCGGUCAGAUCAUGCGUCGAACAUGAAGCGCCCCUCAAUAAGCGGCGUGAAGGCGCAGAUCACGGGCUAUAAGGCCUUGCAGCACGACACCGACCACGAGAUGCUUCCCAUGAGCGCGACGUACACCCCGAACCGGACGGAUACCCACGGCACAGGUUUCCAGGCCGCCUUGGACUACGAUCACCACCAGUGGACGGCGGGGGCGCAGCCCAAGGAGGAGGUCAACCCCCAGCUUCUCAAAUUCGUCGAGUCCAUGCGCCGGGCCACGGAUGCGACCAACCUCGGUCUGUCCUUCAGCUACACGGAUCUCAGCUUCCAGCCGAAGAAGAGCAAGAAGAUGAUUCUGCAGAACGUCACGGGGUCGAUUGACCGUGGAACUCUGACGGCGGUUAUGGGCGGCUCGGGUGCUGGCAAGUCGACAUUUGUCAACGUGCUCAUGGGCAAGACGAAGCACACCGGCGGGAUGGUUGCCGUUAACAGCAGCCCCGAUAAGCUGAAGCGGUACAAGAAACUGAUCGGAUACGUUCCUCAAGACGAUAUCGUCCUGCCGGAACUCACAGUAUACGAGAACAUCAUCCACUCAGCCAAGAUCCGACUUCCCAGGACUUGGUCCACCGACGACAUCGAGGCUCACGUGACGUCAGUCAUCGACUGCCUGGAACUCUCUCAUGUCCGCAACUCUCUUGUGGGGACGGUCGGAAGACCGGUGAUCAGUGGAGGACAGCGGAAGCGGGUCAGCAUCGGCAUGGAACUGGCGUCUGCCCCCAUGGCCAUCUUCCUCGACGAGCCGACGAGCGGAUUGGAUGCAACGGCAGCGUCGUCCCUGAUGCGAACACUGAAGGCCGUCGCCCGUCUGGGUAUUAGCAUCAUCGUCAUCAUCCACCAACCUCGCUCAGAAAUUUUCCAACUUUUCGAUAACCUCAUCCUCCUUGGAAACGGGCAGACCAUCUACGAGGGCCCCCAGGCGGAGGUGCAGAACUACUUCCAAAAUAUCGGUUUCGACUUCCCCGAGCACAGCAACCACGGCGAUGUCGUGACGGACAUUAUCACAGGCAACGGACGAAUCUACAAACACAUCGGCGAGAUCUCCAAAGAUUCUUUGAUCUCAAACUGGGCCUCCCAUCACCAAAUGAAUCGACCGGGCGGGAAAGAGCACCACACCUCCACGAUGAUGAACAACAGCGGCAUGCACGAAGCCAUCAAGCACCGCGGUGCACCCUUCUUCAAACAGCUCUGGCUUUGUCUGCGCAGGGCGAUGGUCCAGCAGUACCGCGCCAAGUCAGCCUUCUGGGCAGAGAUGGGCCUGGCCGCCCUCGCUGGCUUCCUUCUCGGCUUGGCCGAGCACUCCAAGAAGGGCAUCUUGUUCGUCGGCACAUUCCAGGGACCCUACUCGAUACUCUCAACCGCCGUUGAUAUCAAGUCUGCACCCGAGUUAGCCCUUCUCGUCGCGAUCGCCAUCGGCCUGGUCUCAGGCGCGCCCGGCGUCAAGUCGUUCUCGGAAGAGCUGCUAGUCCACCGCCGCGAGGCCGAGGCCGGGCAUAACCGCCUCGCUUACUUCCUCGCCAAGCUCAUCUCCGUGGUGCCGCGCAUGUUCUUCGGCUGCCUGCACUUCUCGACCUUUGUGCUGCUCCUCACGGUGCCGGUAAUCAACUGGGGCCUCGCCUUUCUGGCCAACUUCCUCUACUUCUACUGCAUCUACGGCCUGGCGAACAUCGUCAGCAUGGUCGUCCGCCGCGAGGACGCGCCUCUGCUGGCUACGAUGAUCAGCCUCAUCACGGCGAUCUUGUCUGGGGCCGCGCCGCCGCUGGCGAAGGUGAAAGAGUGGAAGCUCGAGUGGCUGUGGCGUGCGUCGCCGGGUGUGUGGCUGGCGGAGGUGUACUUUGGGCAGCUUGUGUCGCCGUUUGCGGAUAUUUUUGAUGUCGACAAGGCGGCUGAUGCCACUGGGAUUAUGGGCACUCGGGCAUAG
Molecule: messenger RNA, 2256 nt
Organism: Colletotrichum chrysophilum
Lineage: Eukaryota; Fungi; Ascomycota; Sordariomycetes; Glomerellales; Glomerellaceae
Exons: 2
Coding region: 1-2256 (751 amino acids)
Cellular component (GO): membrane
Molecular function (GO): ABC-type transporter activity; ATP binding; ATP hydrolysis activity
Source: RefSeq, a predicted model, not a curated record